This is a messenger RNA of Panonychus citri (citrus red mite), 1901 nucleotides long. It is a transcript of the gene 14-3-3zeta, whose product is annotated as 14-3-3 protein zeta. Lineage: Eukaryota; Metazoa; Arthropoda; Arachnida; Trombidiformes; Tetranychidae. The record is from RefSeq and is a predicted model, not a curated record. The transcript is spliced from 4 exons. The coding region runs from base 670 to 1455 and encodes 261 amino acids. Gene Ontology annotation, biological process: signal transduction. Gene Ontology annotation, cellular component: cytoplasm.
CUUUCUUACUUAUUAUCAUCUUCAAACAUCUUCUUCUUCUUCUUCUUUUCUUCAUCAUCAUUACUAUUAUAUUCUGAAAAGUCCAAAAAAUAUUAGUCAUCUUUCUUGUCUAACUACACAUCUACUAUUAUAACUUUACUAAAAAUUUUACUCUCUUUUGGAUUUUUUUUCUUCUUGUGUGACCUUUCCUAGUGGCCACCUUCGUCACUCUAUCAUCCAUCUCUUUCUCUCUCUCUCUCUGUUUUUCUCUCUGUCUCUAUCUUUCUGUCUCUCUCUGUCUCUCGCUUCCUCUUUUUGUUUUCGUCUUCUCGGUUCUCCUCUACUCUUUUACUGCUGACUUGGUUUUUGCUUUAAAUAUAUAUUUAAUAUAAAUAUAAUAUUAAUUAUAUUUUGUUGGUAAAUUGAAAUCAACAAAAUUUUACAUUUAAUUUUGUGUCUCUCUGUAUAAAAACAAAUUUAUUGUGUUUACUCCUUUUCACCAGCAACACACACACACUUUUCAACACCACACCACCUUCAUUUUUCAUCUAGUUACCAACACAUAACCAUCACCACCCCUUAAGCAUCUUUAAUACAUCUAUUAAUUCAGUUUAAAAAACAUCACCUUUAAAACACUUUCUAUUACUAAUUUACUGCCCCCUCAGCAACAAAGAAAAAAAAAAUCAAGAAAUGGAUAAAGACGAUUUGGUUCAAAGAGCUAAAUUAGCCGAACAAGCUGAAAGAUAUGACGACAUGUCACAGGCCAUGAAACAAGUCACCGAGACAGGAGUGGAAUUAAGCAAUGAAGAGAGGAACUUAUUAUCCGUUGCCUACAAGAACGUCGUUGGUGCUCGUCGGUCAUCAUGGAGAGUCAUUUCUAGCAUAGAACAAAAGACUGAGGGAAGUGAAAGGAAACAGCAAAUGGCUCGAGAAUACCGGGGUAAAGUGGAAAAAGAAUUGAUUGAAAUUUGCGACGAAGUCUUGGCUCUCCUAGAUAAAUAUUUAAUAUCCAAGGCAAGUAAUGCGGAGAGCAAAGUAUUCUACUUAAAAAUGAAAGGCGAUUAUUAUCGGUAUCUGGCAGAAGUAGCCACUGGUGAUCAGAGAAACAAGGUGGUGGAAGAAUCUCAAAAAGCAUACCAGGAAGCUUUUGAUAUAAGUGUGGUUGAGGAGUCACAGAAAGCAUAUCAAGAAGCAUUUGACAUUAGCAAAAGUAAAUUGCAGCCAACUCACCCCAUUAGAUUGGGCCUAGCUCUCAAUUUCUCGGUUUUCUAUUAUGAAAUUCUUAAUGCGCCUGAUCGGGCUUGUCAUUUGGCAAAGCAGGCAUUCGAUGACGCCAUUGCCGAAUUGGACACACUUAAUGAAGACUCUUAUAAAGAUAGUACGCUCAUAAUGCAGCUCCUCAGAGAUAAUCUUACGCUCUGGACAUCAGAUACAGCAGGGGAUGGAGAUGAACAACAGGAGGGUGAAGCCAACUAAUAGUCUACGAUUAUAUCCACCCGCUGCAUUGCCCUCAUCUUUUAACAUCAACACUAUUAUUAUAAAAGCAAAAAGAUUAAGAAGUGAAAUCGAGAAGCGAUGUUCGAUACGAAAAUCAGGCAAAAACCCGCCUCUCCAAAUAGACCGACACCCUUAAUCUGUAUUUCUCUUCCUUUACUUCUUUCCCUUUCUCUGUCACUUUUUUCUCUUUCUCUUCUCUUCUCUCACUUUAUUCUUUCUCUUUUCUCUCUCUCUCUCUCUUUCUUCUCUCUUAUCCCUGCACUUCUCUUGAAGUUUCAAAGAUGAAUACCUCUCAAAAAUCUUUCUUUCAUUCUUUUCUCUUGCAAACAAAAAACCAUCUCUCUCCCGGUUUAAUUCAUCAUUUAACUGAUGAAUUAGAUUGAUUAAAUAAUAAUAACCAAAAUAAAGCGACUCAAUCCUCUUCA